Molecule: messenger RNA, 3146 nt
Organism: Oncorhynchus nerka (sockeye salmon)
Lineage: Eukaryota; Metazoa; Chordata; Actinopteri; Salmoniformes; Salmonidae
Product: voltage-dependent calcium channel subunit alpha-2/delta-1-like
Cellular component (GO): L-type voltage-gated calcium channel complex
Molecular function (GO): voltage-gated calcium channel activity
Source: RefSeq, a predicted model, not a curated record
AUGGCCACGCAGUCAUGGGUGAACAGGGAGUACAGGAGGGGGCUGAGCACGCACCCCUGUGGGGCCUCUGUGUUGAAGAUCUAUGUGGCAGAGGUGUUGUUGCCUACCUUCACCACUUGGGGUCAUCCUGUCAGGAAGUCCAGGACACAGCUGCACAGGAAGGGGUACAGAUCCAGGGACCUGAGCUUAGUGAUGAGCUCGGAGGAUCUACGGAUAAAGGAAUGGGUGGAUCAGAUACAGAUAGAGCUGGUGACACUGGCAGACACCGCCAGUGCCAGGAAGAGCCUCACACAGAUCUUCCUGGACAACCAGAACCUGUACACAGUAGAGUCUAACGAUGCAGAGGAACUAGUGGCUAGGGCAGCCAGGAACAUAGAACAGCUGUUAUUGAAGAGGGCUGGCGCUCUGGAAACUCUGGCCACGGCUGCUGAGAACUUUCAGAUGGAACACCAGUGGGAGGAUGAGUAUGCGGUAAAACAAAUUGUUUACUACAAUGCAAAGGACAGUUUGGAGGUGAAUCAUACAGAGGGUAGGAAGAACCGGAUCAGGCCAGCCUUUAAGGAGGACCCGUUGUUUAAACGCUUCACCUCUGAUAACGACACUGCUGUACACAUCCCUACUGACAUCUACGAUGGCUAUGAAACCAAGAUUGAGCUCUUUGACCUGAAUUCCAAGUGUCAUGUCUGGAGGAAAUCUGUCACCAUCACUCCACCACAUCAUCAUGCUGUGCUCUACCAGUUCAACACCAGAGUGAAGAACACAGCGUGUUUUGACCACCUGGUCCAGGCCAACGUGAGGAAUAAGAAGAUCCUGAAGGAUGCGAUUCAGAACAUCUCUGCUAAAGGCAUCACCAACUACACCAAGGGAUUUGAGUUUGCCUUUGAACAACUCUAUGCAACUAUCACUAGAGCCAACAAGAUCAUCAUGCUGUUCACUGACGGAGGAGAGGAGAGAGCAUCGGCCAUACUUCAGGAACACAACUCUGACAAGAAGGUGCGUAUCUUCACCUUCUCAGUAGGUCAGCACAACUAUGAUCAAGGUCCAGUCCAGUGGAUGGCCUGCGCUAAUAAAGGAUACUUCUAUGAGAUUCCCUCAAUUGGAGCCAUACGCAUCAACACUCAAGAGUACCUGGAUGUACUGGGCAGACCCAUGGUUUUAGCUGACCAGCUGGCCAAGCAGGUCCAGUGGACUAAUGUCUACCUCGACGCUCUGGAGCUAGGUCUGGUCAUCACAGGAACCCUACCUGUCUUCAACAAGACCAAGUAUAAAGAUGAAUUGGGCAUAGAGAUUCAGAACCAGUUGAUCCUAGGGGUGAUGGGGAUUGACGUGUCACUAGAUGACAUCAAGAAGCUCACACCGCGUUACACUAUCGGACCUAAUGGAUAUUAUUUUGCCAUCGACCCCAACGGAUAUGUGCUGCUACACCCCAACCUCCAACCUAAGAACCCUAAAUUACAGGAGCCUGUCACUCUGGACUUCCUCGAUGCGGAACUGGAGAACGACGUUAAAGUCCAGAUCAGGAGAAUUAUGAUAGAUGGGAACCCAGGUGAAGAGACCAUAGAGACUCUGGUUAAAACUCAGGAUGAGAGAUACAUCGACAGAGGAGUAAGGACGUACACCUGGGCUCAGGUCAAUGGAACAGACUAUAGCUUGGCCCUAGUCCUGCCAAUGUACAGUGAACACUACAUACAGGCCAAACUGGGAGACACCAUCAGACCAUCAGUCUCCACCCCAUGGGGCAAGGAGGCCAUGGACACUCUGCAGGUGGAGAGGUUUGAUGAGUUGGGACAUACCUUCAUUGCCCCCAGGGAGUAUUGCAAAGGCCUGAAGGACAAGGACAACAACACCCAGUUCCUCCUGGACUUCAACCAGUUCAUUGACAGGAACACAGUGGAAGAGCCAUGUAAUAUGGCUCUGGUCAGUAGGCUGCUGUUGGAUGCUGGGUUGACGGCUGAUCUGGUCAAACUGUGGAAGGAGCAGACAUUGCACGGAGUCCUGGCCAGGUUUGUAGCCACUGACGGAGGGAUCACUAGAGUCUAUCCCAGAAGUGCUGGGGAGGAGUGGACAGAGAAUGCCGAGACCUAUGACUCAAGUUUCUACAAGAGGACUCUGGAUGACGACAUCUAUAUUUUCACUGCUCCAUAUUUCAACACUGAGAGCAGGGAGUCAGGCUAUGAGUCAGGUAUUCUGGUGAGCAAGGCUGUAGACCUCAACAUAGACAGAGUCAACCUCAAACCAGCGGUGGUGGGAGUGAAACUAAACGUCUCUGCCUGGAUGAACAGCUUCAUGAACGCCACCAUCAAAGUCAACUGCAAGGAUGAAAUCUGUGGCUGUCUGAAGAAUGAUAAGCAUGUUGACUGUGUCAUCUUGGAUGAUGGAGGCUUUCUGCUGAUGUCCAAUCAGGAUGAGUAUAUCACACAGUUCUUUGGGGAGGUGGACCCAGUCGUGAUGAUCAGUCUGGUCAACACAUCUCUGUACUCCUUCAACAAGACCUAUGACUACCAGUCAGUCUGCAACCCUGAGAGAGACUGCAAGGCUGCUGCAGGGCCACGAUCUGUCUACGUGCCCACUAUAGCAGACAUGCUGAGUAUAGGCUGGUGGGCCUCCACAGGUGCCUGGUCGAUAAUGCAGCAGCUCUUCUACAGUCUCAUAUUCCCAAGGUUCCUAGAGGCAGUGGACUCAGAUGAUGACAUGUCUGCUAACAUGUUUAAGGAGAGUUGUAUCACAGAGCAGACUCAGUAUUUCUUUGACAACGAAGAGAGAUCCUACUUGGGAGUCCUCGACUGUGGAAACUGCUCCAGGAUGUAUCGAGCUGAGAAGCUGUCCAACACUAACCUGGUGUUUCUGAUCACUGAUGCCAAGACCACCUGUCUGUCCUGUGACCCCAGACCACUACGACAGGCAGAGCAACCAUCCCAAGGUCCAGAUCGCUGUGAGCUAGCUCAGAACCCCAGGUACAGGAAAGGACCUGACGUGUGUUUCGACAACAACGUAGACAAGGAUGAUUCUGACUGGGGCGGGACCUCUCUAAGCCCCUCCGCUUGGCCCAUGUUGGGACUCCAACUACUGCUGCUGUGGCUCCUCACUGGCCCCCGACACUCAUGACCCCUACACACACACACACAUCUCAACCAGACAGUGUUUUA